Molecule: messenger RNA, 5096 nt
Organism: Nomia melanderi (Alkali bee)
Lineage: Eukaryota; Metazoa; Arthropoda; Insecta; Hymenoptera; Halictidae
Source: RefSeq, a predicted model, not a curated record
AUGUCACCCGAAGCUCCCACUACGAGCAUCUGCACGCUGGGAAAACCUCGUGUUUACGCGGCCCCUUGUGUUUUGGUGGUUGCAGGUGGACUAUCGUCACCCCUGCAGCGCGCCUCCACCGCUUCGCCCCACGGGGUCGGGGGUGUACCGCCUUCGUCCCACGUGUCCUCCCAGCAACCACCACCACCACCCCCAGCAGCAGUUUCCCUACCACCGCGAUCCACUCCUACACCGUCUUCAGCCACCUCGACGACAUCCAGCCUCCUUUUCCCACCUCCACUCCAAAACGUCGAAACCUUCGGCUCCUUCCUCGGCGAAGAGAUCGUCGCUAACUGGAGGCGGACGUUGGAGAGGUCCAUCAUGAAUCAGCAGCAACAACAGCAACAGCAACAGCAGCAGCAACAGCAACAGCAGCAGCAACAACAUCAGCAGCAGCAGCAACAGCAGCAGCAGCAGCAACAGCAGCAGCAGCAGCAACAGCAACAACAACAACAACAACAGACAACUCCACUGAGUCAAUUGUCACAGCAACAACAGCUGCAACAAGCUCAGCCGCUGAUCGGUUUGCAUCCACCGACGAGUACCAGUAGCAUAAAUCAUCUUCCAUCGCCUACGGACCCAUCAUCCAGUUCCAACACACCGGCCAAAUCGAACACCCCGUUAGGAACCACUCCACUGAGUUGCCUUGACGCAGCCGAGAAGGCGCCCACGCCGGUCUCGGGCCACGAAACACCCGCGCCGCCUACGCCGUCUUCUACUACCGCGCUAACAUCACCCCCGAGUUUUCAACCGCCCACCACGAUGAUCGAGACGACCGCCUCCUCGGCUUCCGUGAACGGCGGCAGCGUGAUACCCGUGGUGCUCGCAGCCCCACCGCCGAAAAGCCCCGCCGACCAAGAGUCCUGUCACAACAACAACAACAACAGUCAUCAUUUGGCGAACAACAAUAUAGGAGGCCUGAGCGUGUUGGACACGCUGAAGAGCCCGUUUCGAUUUGAUGACAGGACGCACCCGUUCAGAUUCGGCGACGAGUUCGGCGCCGCUGGCAUGGCUGGAAGACUUGGCGAAUCCUUGAUCCCGAAAGGCGAUCCGAUGGAGGCCAGGCUCCAAGAGAUGCUUCGGUACAACAUGGACAAGUACGCGUCUCAAAACCUGGACACGCUGCACAUAGCUAGGCGAGUCAGGGAGCUGCUGUCGAUACACAACAUCGGCCAGAGGCUGUUCGCCAAGUACGUACUCGGGCUCAGCCAAGGAACGGUCAGCGAGCUGCUGAGCAAACCGAAACCCUGGGACAAACUGACGGAAAAAGGUCGUGACAGCUACAGGAAGAUGCACGGCUGGGCUUGCGACGACAACGCUGUAAUGCUGUUGAAAUCCCUGAUACCCAAGAAAGGCAAGGAGCAGGGAAUGCCAGCAUUCGCGCGCGGACCACAGGAAGGUGGUCCACCGGAAAUGAGUGACGAAAGGUUGGCGCAUAUCCUCUCGGAAUCUGGCCAUCUACAGAUGAGAGGCGAACACGAAGUGUCGAACGACGCGGAUAGCAAAAGUCCGAAUAGGAUCGGUUGUCCAAGCCCAUUUAAUAAAGACAGACUCGACAGUCAGAACAGGAGACUGAAGAAGUACGAGAACGAUGACAUUCCGCAGGAAAAGGUGGUCAGGAUCUACCAAGAGGAGCUGGCCAAACUGAUGGGCAGAAGGGUGGACGAUCUUCGCGGGCCGCGAGAAUUUUCUUCCAGUGGCGGCCAAGGUGGUCUUCAAGGGAUGGAGCGUACGCAAGAGGACAUCCGGUUGGCACUGGAUGCGUACCACCGUGAAUUACAAAAAUUGAACGCCGCACCAGGUACGAAUCCUUCGCUGACUGGACUGCCAGGGCUACCUGGGCUACCAGGCCUCUUGGCUCUUCAACAACAAGCACUGCAACAACACCAUUUAGCCACGAACGGCGGUGGAGUUCAGGAUUUGAGUUUAGGGAAAAUUGAUCCCAGAAACAAAAUGAUUAACGGUGUUUCCGAAGAAGAGAAGGAAAAAAUGGAGGAAGCUAUGAGACAUGCAGGGAGCGCGUUCUCGUUGGUCAGGCCUAAACAGGAGACUACGGCGCCACAAUCCACCCCAAGUGGUUCCAGUGCGAGUUCUCCACUUGGAAACUCCAUUCUUCCACCCGCGAUGACACCCAGCGAAGAAUUCUCCGGUGCGGCGGCAGCCAGUCCUCUUCAAAGGAUGGCGUCUAUCACGAAUAGUCUGAUCAGUCAACCGUCCACGCCUACCCAUCACUCGGCUAAUCAGAGACCAUUAAAAGCAGUACUGCCACCUAUAACGCAACAACAGUUUGACUUGUACAAUAACUUGAAUACUGAGGAUAUUGUGAAGAGAGUAAAGGAACAGUUGUCCCAGUAUUCAAUCUCUCAACGUCUCUUCGGUGAAUCCGUGUUGGGGCUGUCUCAGGGAUCCGUUUCGGAUCUCCUGGCGCGUCCAAAGCCCUGGCACAUGCUCACGCAGAAGGGCCGCGAGCCGUUCAUCAGGAUGAAGAUGUUCCUCGAGGACGAUAAUGCUGUACACAAGCUGGUGGCCAGCCAGUACAAGAUUGCCCCGGAGAAACUGAUGAGGACCGGCGGCUACGGUGGCCUGCCUCCCUGCGGAACCCCGAUGAAGCCUAUGCCUCCGACGAAACUGGUCCAAGAACAGCUUCAGAACGCCGCAAAAGCACAAGCCGCAGCACAAGCGGCUGCUCAGGCGGCGGCUCAGCAUCAGCAGGAGAGCCAAAUGCAGCUCGGACCGCCUCAACAAAGCCCUCAACAUCCUCAACACCCGCAACCACCGCCACCAAUGAUGUUGACGCCACCGGGUCCUCACCAUCCUCACUCGCAGCUCAGUAUGCAGGAACUGCAGAAGAAACAGCAGCAACAGCAGCAACAACAAAUGAAUCUUCACUCGCCGCAUCAUCAGAUGACACCAUCGCCCCUUCGUGGUCUUCAUCCACAUAUCUCUCCAAGCGUAUACGAAAUGGCUGCGUUGACGCAGGACCUAGAUACACAGACUAUCACAACGAAGAUUAAAGAAGCCCUGCUGGCGAACAACAUCGGUCAGAAGAUCUUCGGCGAGGCCGUCCUUGGUCUUUCUCAAGGUUCAGUUAGCGAAUUGUUGAGCAAACCGAAACCCUGGCACAUGCUCAGUAUAAAGGGUCGGGAACCGUUCAUCAGAAUGCAACUUUGGCUAUCGGACGCGCACAAUGUGGACCGACUGCAGGCGUUGAAGAACGAACGAAGAGAAGCGAACAAGAGACGGCGUAGCAGUGGACCAGGCCACGACAAUAGUUCGGAUACGUCCAGCAACGACACGGCGGAGUUCUAUCACGCGGCAUCACCCGGUCCAGGACCAGCCUCGGCUAAGAAGCAACGCGUCCUUUUCUCGGAGGAGCAGAAAGAAGCCUUGAGGCUUGCUUUCGCCCUUGAUCCGUACCCCAAUGUGGCCACCAUCGAGUUUCUAGCCAGCGAACUAGCGCUGUCUUCGAGAACGAUAACCAACUGGUUUCACAACCAUCGGAUGAGACUGAAACAGCAAACGCCGCACGGUCAGCCGGAGCCGCAGUCCCCUAGGGAACCAGGUCAGCCGUUCGACCCGGUUCAAUUUCGGUUACUGUUGAACCAAAGACUGCUGGAGAUCCAAAAAGAGAGAUUGGGCCUGGGCAACGUACCUUUACCUUACUCGCCGUACUUCAACCCCAACCUGGCCGCCCUGGUCGGCAACGCGCUGAAGGAACAGUGUUCCGGCCUGGACCUAUCGAUGAACGCACUGAAGCGGGAGCCGAACCAGGAGUUCGAGGACGAGGACGUCGAGGACGCCAUGAGCAACCUCGGCAGCGAAGACUCGGAGGGGUCGGCAGGUAGUAUAAAGAGGGAGCCCACGGAAACGCCUUCCGCGCCCACCACAGUCAGAUCGAACAGGAGGAAACCUGCCGCCCCGCAAUGGGUAAAUCCGGAAUGGCAAGAGCCACCUAGAACAGGGGACGAGGUGAUCAUCAAUGGCGUCUGCGUGAUGCAAACGGACGACUAUGGAGUCAAGAGAGAAGCGGAGGAGACAAUUAGGGUCGAGCCAACCCCGGUUCAAGACAGAUACGAGGAGGACGCACAGAGUGACGUCUCCUCCGUCUCCGGUAAUAACGGCCAGGACAGGGAUAGCCCUCUGCCUAGCCCGAAGUCUGGUCAGAACAGUCCGGCGACGUCCCCAAGACCACCUUCCACGCAGCAAACGCAACAGUCUACGGACGAAAGUCCUAAGGACAACGUGGUGAAACACGAGCCAGAGGAAACGUGGGAUUAUUAAAGAUCGUGUCAAAGGACUUGCUUUGAAAACUAGCUCGAGGAGAGAGUGUUCCCGAGGGCGAACGUCGAAACAUGCCAAAACUCGCGUACGGUCACGGUCCGCCGGCGACUACGGCCUAGUUAAGUUCUUAACGAGAAAGAAACCAGUCAUAGGAUUCGGCCAGGCCCGAUUGGCCGAGUCCUGCCUACCACGAGGGCAUUAUCAUAGGGAGGCAAAUAACAAGUAGGAUAUGUGAAAAAAAAACAAAAGACACGGACAUGUGCGCACAUGUGAACCAGUGGCGACGGCGAACCUGCUAGGGAGGCUGCUAUCGAGGAAGAUGGAGCUCAAUCAAAACAAACUGUUUUUUCGUAACGUUGUCCAACUGUGCUAUUAUGAUGAUAGUGUGGGUGGUAUACACAGUUGCUGCAACGAAUUUGUAUUUGUUGAAAAGACUGCGCGACGAGGUAGCUCGGCGAUCAGGCGAGGUCGUCGCGAAAUUUCGCUCGAAAUCAGAAAGAGGCCCGGAGGUCGGUUCCGUUUUACGACCGAGGGCGUAACCGGAACCCGUCGGUACCGGGACAAAAGGGAAACACGGCGGUCGGGAAACGGAAUAGACGCGGGCCCGUCAUGAGUGCAAUCUACGAGUAACCAGUUGUUAGAUCAAAUUAUUAUUAAUUUUAUCUAAUUACGCGUCGGAAUGAGCGAUUAUUGCAUAAUUGUGAUUCAUGUUAUAUUGUUUAUACACUUCUCCUGUCCCAUAGUCGUUAAGCUGUUAAUGUUACUACACUCCGCUC